Drosophila sechellia is the source of this 638-nucleotide messenger RNA. RefSeq lists its product as uncharacterized. The record is from RefSeq and is a predicted model, not a curated record. NCBI's taxonomy places the organism in Eukaryota, Metazoa, Arthropoda, Insecta, Diptera, Drosophilidae. The transcript has a single exon. The annotation marks the transcript as partial.
UUGGAACGCCGUCUUGGCCGCGCAAGCGACGGCUUCGAGGAACUGCAAAAACUGGAGGAGGCUAGCUGUAUCCCUCGGCUACUGAAGGGCGGCCAGGCCAAAUGCUCAUAUCAAAGAAGUAACCAACGAGCGGUUAAGCAAGUCGACGAUGGAAUGCUCCUCCUGACCAACUUCAACGGAACUCUAAGAACGGCUGCAAAGAACUACGACCUGAUCGGCUCCUUUAUCAUCCAAUUCGACAAUGAGACGAUAAUGGUCAACGGUCAAAACUAUUCCAGUUACUCGGUCAGUCAUCUAAUGGCGAUGCCGGCCGUGUUGAGCCACAUAACGGCCAGCAACUUUCAACUUUCUCUGGAAUACGUCCACGACGUGAGCAUGAAGAAUUUGGAAAAGAUGUCCAACAUGGCGAGUGAGCUACUAGCCUCUCUUCUCACCGAGGCGGCACUCGCAAUCUGCAUAUUCCUAGGCUUUUAUUUCCUAUGGAAGAAGCUGAUGUCCACCAAAGGCAUGCCCGAUGUCCGCGAGAUUGCCGCAAACUUAGAAGUAUUGGGCCAAACCGAGCUGAACAAGGCUCACUAAUCUGCGGGACGCAGAUCUUGAGGGGGGAGGAGUUAUGAACCCUCUUCUUGCGCCCUUCG